CAUGUGCUCCCACCCAUCGCAGCAAGGAAUGCUUCCGGAGUCCAAAACCGUGCACGUCCCCGCGUGAUCACCACUUUGACCGAACCAAUCACCACAAGACUUUAGAACCCGUCUCACCCACGCUAACCAGUAAAAAAAUCAACGCAAAAAAGUAGAUGACAAAAAAAGGUAGCGGAAGAAAGAGAAAAAAAAACGAGCAGCAGCGGCGGCAGCGAGAGAGGCAGUAAGUGCGUGCGAGCGAUGCUCCACCCCUUCUGCCCCCUCACCACUAUGUCCUCCUCCUCCUCAUCCUCCUCUUCCUCCAAAUCCAAACGAAACCCUAACCCUAGUCCUAAUUCUUCGAACCAUGUCCCUAAUUCUAGCUGCCUUUUGCCGUGCAGGCACUCGCCGGCGGCUACCCUCGACCUCCUCAUCCUGGUCCUCGUCCUCUUCUCUUGCGCUUUUCUCAUCAUUUCUUCCGUCUCCCACCUUGCUCGCGCCCUCUCCCUCCUCCUCCUCCCACUCCUACGCCCCCUCGCCGCCUCCUUCCACGCCACCCCCCUCCCCUAUCUCGCCGCCUUCUUCCUCCCCCUCCUCCUCGCCGCCGCCGUCAUCGCCGCUGUCGAGCUCUCCCACCGCGCCCAUCCCUGGUGGCCCUUCUGGCGCCGCCGCCGCUGCGGCAACCCCCGCUGCCGCGGCCUCCGGAAGGCCUUCGAGUUCGACGUCCAGUUCCAGACCGAGGAGGUCCUCCGCUCCCCUCCCGCCGCCGCCGCCUUGUGGAAGGAGAUCGAUGGCCUCCCCUGGAAGGGGGGGGCAGGAGGGAACAAUCCUGACUACGAAUGCCUCCGCACCGAGCUCCGGCGGUUGGCGCCCCCCAACGGCCGCGCCGUGCUGCUCUUCCGCUCUCGAUGCGGGUGCCCAAUCGCUAAGCUCGAGGGCUGGGCCCCCAAGCGGGGCCGCCGUCACAAAAAGGGCAUGACCAACUUGGCUCUUGGGGGAGGAAAAAGGUGAUUGCUGCUGGGGUCUUGUCUAUUAGUUCAAUCUGUUCUUUUCUAAAGGACUUAAAUGCCUUGGAUACUGCUCUUCACCAAAACUCUUACCACAAAGUGAUGAUUAAAAAAAAAUAGAAGAAUAAAAAGGAUGAUGAAAAUAGUCUUGGGUAGGAGUUGCCACCAUCUGGAAGUGUGCGUCUCACUUUGAACAUUCUCUCUCCAUAUGGUAAUGAACGCUAUUGCUGGGAAGGCAACUGAUGCACAAUAAAUUUAGAAAAGCUGGAAACAAUGACAUUGUUUUCUAUCUUUCCAACAUCAUUUUUGUCACUUUUUGUUAGUCUGCAAAGUAAUUACCCCUUUGCUUGUUGGCAUUGUA
Messenger RNA from Elaeis guineensis (African oil palm), 1347 nucleotides. RefSeq lists its product as uncharacterized. Lineage: Eukaryota; Viridiplantae; Streptophyta; Magnoliopsida; Arecales; Arecaceae. The record is from RefSeq and is a predicted model, not a curated record.